GCCAACCCAAUCGUUCGCCAAAGCGUGAGAUUUUUCCUAAUAUCCAAGAGUAUAAAAGAAAAAAAAUCUCAUCUCAACUCUGUCAUUCGAUCAUCAGCCAUUUCUCUAUUCAUACCAACAUCUAGUGUACUCAAUUCCUUCAAAAAUGACUAAGUUUUUUGCUCUCCUGGGUCUCAUCUCCAUUUCCACGGAUCUGGCCUCUAGCCGUCGCGUGUCCCGCCAAGUGCCGCCGUACAACGGCGUAGCCGGGAUCGGGGAACCGAUUGCCAUUUUGAAGUCGGAUUUCAAUACACCGAGUGCGGAAACGCCAAACUUUGAUUACUCUUUCGCCACUGAAAAUGGGAUUCAACAAGAAGUUUCUGGUCAACUCAAGCGUGUUGAGGAUCACGAUGUGAUGGUGAUGCGUGGGAGUUACACCUAUGUGGAUACGGAUGGUCGGGAUGUGUUAGUCACCUGGUAUGCCGAUGAGACUGGGUUUCAUCCAACGUCCGACAAUCUACCCGUGGCGCCAGCCAUUCCUUUUCCCGAGCAAGCCGCAGCUGUGGCACAACAAAUCCAAUUUGCUGCCGCUGAGGAUCAGAAUCGUCCCGUGGCAAGAGACUUCAACAACUAUGGCAAUGGUUUUCCAAGCAACCGUCAGUUCAAUAAUUUCCAGAGUAGGUCCGGUGGUUUGUCAGCUUUUACUGACAACUAUCAAGGUUAACUUCGAGACAUCUCAUCGUGACUUUUGUUACGUAUUGUUUAUGAACUGUUUAUCGUUUAUUUUUCUGAAAUCGUUGUGAAUUAAAUUGGUCCAGGGACUU
Molecule: messenger RNA, 803 nt
Organism: Tigriopus californicus
Lineage: Eukaryota; Metazoa; Arthropoda; Copepoda; Harpacticoida; Harpacticidae
Product: endocuticle structural glycoprotein SgAbd-8-like
Exons: 2
Coding region: 146-703 (185 amino acids)
Cellular component (GO): chitin-based extracellular matrix
Molecular function (GO): structural constituent of chitin-based larval cuticle
Source: RefSeq, a predicted model, not a curated record